CUUCCUCCCAGGAAAAUCACCCACCUCACCAAUAACCCCAGACAGAGAAUCUUCUCGAGUCCGGCCUUUUCUUUUUGCUCCUUCCCCUCCAUUUACUCUUCCUCCCUUCUCCCUCCCACUAUUCCCUCCCUAAUCUGAUCUGCGCGUUUGUUUGACGGCUGUCGCGCUGUCAAAUGAACCUGCAAUUGAUAUCCUUCCGACUUUCCCAUUCUCCUCCCCCGCUGUAGGCGCCAUCUAAAUGCCCACCAUUUACUCCUCCCUCUACUCGAAUUUCGUCCGUCAAGGAUCAACAUUCGCAAAGUCCAUCACCACCCACGGCUACGCCCAGUCCGUCGUCGCCGCCACUCACCCUCACGUCCUCAACUCACAGAACCGCCCUGUCUUCACUCGCCGUACCACCAAGUCCCGUCUCGGUCGUCUCUCCAACCUCCAACUCCACUCGGCCUUCCACACCGAGCGAGUUGUCACAACUGGUCUCUCCGAGCACCGUCCCAGUCACAACCAUGGAGGUUUAGACGACUACUUCGAGGCCCUGCAAGAGCAGCAGGCCGCCGGCGAACUUGACCCCGAAUGGACUCAAUUCGAGUUUCCCAAGCGCAUCGAGUGGAAGCCUACUGCUGCCUCCAUUCUCACCAAGGACAGAGUCUCUGGUCAUGACAGCGAGCACGCCCUCAUCGAAGAUGCUGAACUCGAAUCCAACCUCUCUUUUGAGGACUUGGCGGCCCUUGCCCAUAUCGACGCGGCCCUAGAGAAGGAGAUCGAAGCGCGGAGUUUCCAGGAGGCCUCUGAAAAUGCGGCUGCUUCUGGACGACCAGGUUCCGCCCUGGGCUCCCAGACCCGAUCCCCAGCGAUUGAAAGAUCGCGAACUCCGGCAAGCGUCGCUCGCAGUGCUACCCCUCCGGCCGAUCCCCAGUCUCAGACAUACGCCGACCACCUCCACAAGCUUUCCGAGAGUGGCCGCUAUGCUGAAAUCCCUACUGUGUUCGAGGCCAUGCUGGCGACUGGUGUACAGCCCAUCGCUAGCGCCUACAAUGCCCUCCUUGUGGCUGCGAUCCAUAUUCCUAUCAAGAAGAUUGAGAUUGUCUCCAAGGCUCUCGAUGUCUAUGCUGACAUGCUCCGAAGGAGAGUAUCUCCUGAUGCCGAUACCUUCAAUAUCUUGGUCGGUCUCCUGGCAUCCCGAUGUCUUGAGGUCGCCGAGUUGAAGGCUGGCCUGGAGGACAAGCGAGUCCGCUUUGGUGGCAUGGACGAACCCGGCAAGUUCAUGCUUGCUUCGCAUGAGAUUGAGCACGCCAUUCUCUGUGAGGAUGAUCGCCUGGAUCUUGCUAUCAAGCUGUUCGACACCUCGGUUGAUACCGACACGGCCAUGUACUCUGCUGAGACUUACCAUCAGCUGAUUUCUGCUUGUGCCCAAGCCGGACGAGCUGCCGAUAUGCUCCGACUCUUCGAGCACAUGGAGGCCAACCAGAUCGUUCCCUUUGCCGCAGUAUUCCCUACCAUGAUUAGUGCUUUUGCUACCUCUGGGGAUCUGAUCAGUGCAGUCGAGUGCUACAAUGAGUACCGCAACCUGGCUAUCGCCAAUGAUGAAGGUCAUGAGACUCUCCACGACCGAUUGGAUGCCGAGGUCUACGCCGCAGUCAUCAACGCCUACGUCAUCACCGACAAGAUUGAAGGCGCCAUGAAGUUUUUCCAGAAGAUUGUCAGCGAGUACGGUGUUCGUGCUGCUGACAUCAAGGAUGCUCUGGUCACUACUGGCUUUGUCAAGGGCUUCAUCUCCCGCGGCAUUUACCAGGAGGCUUUCCAUUGGGCCCAGGCUGUUGAGGCUGAAGCUCGUGCCCGAGCCAUUAGCCAGAUCGCCACCAUCUCUGCGGAUAAGGACGACAAGGCUACUGCGGUCGCUGCCUACUCUAGCAUCCCUGCUUACUUCGACGACUUGGCCACCCCAGCCAUGUCUCUCUUGGCCAUGAGUGUCCGAGAGGGAGAUGUCGCUGCUGCUGCCCAGUACUGGAGUGCCCUCAUCAACCCCGAGGUGCGAGCAACCGUCUCUUUCAUCGAACCUACUGCCAUGUACGCCGUCGCCUUGAUUGGUUCCGGUCAGGUGGCCGAGGGUUUGGCUCAGUCCGAAAUGAUGUUCCAGCGCAUCCGAGCUACCGAAUCCGACGCCCGACCUCAUCUCGUUGAGGAGAUUGAUGAGGGUGUUGAGUUUAUUACUCGCUAUAUGGAGACCCGGGGCAUUGCCGAUCCUCGUGAGAUGGCUUCCCAGGUUUCUAGCUUCCACCAGCAGUCUGCCUCUCCGUACCUUUCGACCCCGACCGUUUCCAGCUUCGAGGAUACCUUCGACCCCUAUGCCCACAACACCGAUUUCAAGGGAUCUUCCCUGAUUGCCGACGAUCUCGAGGGUAACCAUGGCCGCAAGGGACCCCGGCUGAGUGACGCUCUUAACCGAUUCCGAAAUAUGCGACGUGCCGGCCGACAUCCUCGAUACAUUACCUACGCCAAGCUGAUUUCCGCCGCUGCCCGUGACGGAAAGAUCGAUCUGUGCCACGACAUCCUAGCAAUGGCUCGCACCGAUAUGCCCCUCCAGCCUCAGUAUGCAGUUGUCAGAUACGGCUGGUCCAGCAUCCUCGAUGCCAUGGUCGGCGCUUGCCUUACCAUGGGUAACCGUGGACGCGCUGAGCAGUUUCACCAGGAGUUGCUGGAGAUGGGAGCCACUCCUUCUGCCAACACUUUCGGUCUGUACAUCACUACUUUGAAGGAUUCGACCAAGACUUUCGACGAAGCCUCUGAGGCCGUCCGAAUCUUCCACCGUGCCAAGGCCGAGGGUGUUGAUCCUAGCUCGUUCUUGUACAAUGCUCUCAUCGGAAAGCUGGGCAAGGCCCGUCGCAUCGACGACUGCCUGUUUUACUUUGCUGAGAUGCGAGCCCUGGGUAUUAAGCCCACGUCUGUCACAUACGGCACCAUUGUCAACGCCCUGUGUCGAGUUAGCGACGAGAAGUUUGCGGAAGAGCUGUUCGAUGAGAUGGAAGCCAUGCCAAACUACAAGGCCCGACCCGCUCCCUACAACAGCAUGAUGCAGUUCUUCUUGACCACAAAGCGAGACAAGGCCAAGGUCCUAGCUUACUACGAGCGCAUGAAGGCUAAGGGCAUUGCCCCGACUGCCCACACCUACAAGCUUUUGGUUGAUACCCAUGCCACUCUGGAGCCCGUCGACAUGAACGCCGCCGAAGAGGUCUUGGGCAUGAUCCGUGCCUCUGGUCAGCGGAUUGAGCCUGUGCAUUACGCCUCCCUGAUCCACGCUCGGGGAUGUGUCAUGCACGACAUGGAGGGUGCUCGCAAGAUGUUCGAUUCUAUUGUGAAGGAGUCCCUGGUUCCCGUCAAUGCCAGCUUGUACCAGGCCCUCUUUGAGGCUAUGGUUGCCAACCAUGAGGUUGCUGCUACCGAGUCUGUUCUGCAACAGAUGCGACGUCAGCGUGUUGACCUGACGCCGUACAUUGCGAACACACUCAUUCACGGCUGGGCUGCCGACAAGAAGAUCGAGAAGGCCCAGCAAAUUUACGACGCUGUUGGCCGGGAGAAGCGUGAGCCUAGCACCUACGAGGCUAUGACUCGCGCCUACCUGGCCGUUGAGCAGCGGGAUCAGGCCAAGGGCGUCGUAGGAGAGAUGCUCACCCGCGGCUACCCCAGUGCCGUUGUCAACAAGGUGCUUGAGCUCCUCGGCGGCGGCCAAGAGGCCACCGAUUGAGCGUGUCGAGUACCUGCUUGUACGUCGGUACCAUUGAUUGGAUGUUUGGUUUAUUUCUUUGUUGACUUGGCGCAAUCUGUUUGAUACCCCGUUAUGUUGGUUGGAACGGUGUUAUUUUCUCUUACGGGGUUGCAUUGAGAUUUCGAGAGGCGCACCCGCCCUCGAUCCCUUGAAUGGGACGGCGUUUAGGACACAAAAUGGGAUUUAUUCGGGACGACGGCCUGGGGAUGAAAGGAUUCGGGGCCGAACGUUGCCCAAUAGACAACACACCACUCUAAAUACGGGAAAACAAGAUAUUUGCAGCAUAUAGGGACCAAGGAGCAAGAUAAAGGAAACAUGGAGACAACUGGGAGGCGAUAGCAGAGAAGGGACCUGCUGCCUGUACUACCAUACAAGGAAAUGAAUAAAUCAAUAAUUUCAAAGUUCAACAAA
This is a messenger RNA of Ilyonectria robusta, 4171 nucleotides long. RefSeq lists its product as uncharacterized. The record is from RefSeq and is a predicted model, not a curated record. Lineage: Eukaryota; Fungi; Ascomycota; Sordariomycetes; Hypocreales; Nectriaceae. Gene Ontology annotation, molecular function: protein binding. The coding region runs from base 239 to 3739 and encodes 1166 amino acids. The transcript has 2 exons.